Molecule: messenger RNA, 366 nt
Organism: Entamoeba invadens IP1
Lineage: Eukaryota; Evosea; Mastigamoebida; Endamoebidae
Exons: 1
Coding region: 1-366 (121 amino acids)
Source: RefSeq, a predicted model, not a curated record
AUGGUUGGCGACAACUAUUGUUCUGCUUCAAGUCUUAUAAAAGAAUUCCCUGUUAAUUAUAACAAAUGCUAUGAGAUAUCAACUGUUUUUGACGCGGAGAAGAUGGUGAACGGAAACAAUGAUCACUUUAUUAUUAAAGAAGUCGAAGGAAGUAAUCUCAGAAGCUUUCAAAUGUAUUUGACAAUGUCGUCUUGUGGUCUUACUGACGAACCCACUCUCUUGGAAGACUGUAUUAACUAUGCUUCACUCGACUCAUAUUUGUACAAUUAUAAAAUCACCGAGGGAACUCUUAACGACACUACCACUAACACCGCAACGUCGUCUGUUCUUCUCGUAGUCUCUUUCUUCGUCGCUUUAUUGUUGUGA